Messenger RNA from Solenopsis invicta (red fire ant), 3089 nucleotides. RefSeq names its product histone acetyltransferase KAT7 (gene chm). Gene Ontology annotation, molecular function: histone acetyltransferase activity; zinc ion binding. The record is from RefSeq and is a predicted model, not a curated record. Gene Ontology annotation, biological process: regulation of DNA-templated transcription. NCBI's taxonomy places the organism in Eukaryota, Metazoa, Arthropoda, Insecta, Hymenoptera, Formicidae. The transcript has 14 exons. Gene Ontology annotation, cellular component: nucleus. The coding region runs from base 224 to 2884 and encodes 886 amino acids.
GUCUCAAAAAAUUGUAUUGGUGGAAUCGUGGAGAUGGCCACUCUCAAGCUUCUCUCUGCUCCUACUCCAAUUGCUCCAAUGUGCUUGCGAUACGUUUGCUGCAAACGUAUUGGAGCGUGUUGGAGGACGACGCGGACAUAACGAGCGUGUCGUACGGGCGAAAGUCCGACGAAAAACGGAAAUAUUCUGGCGGAGAUGACGCUCGGCAAGGUCUAUCGUCUGAAUGAGAGGUAGCACCGCAAAGAUGACGCCUAAACGCAAGACGACCAGUUCAGAAUCCACGUCGUCGAGCAGCUCGGGCUCCUCGUCAAGUAGCUCGUCGAGCUCAGGCAGCGAGUCCAGCUCGUCCGACUCAGAGAACUCCAGUAGCUCUGCCAACAGUCAAAAAGUAUCCGAUAAUGAAAGAAAUAAGAAAAAGGCGCCGUUUCCAGCCACCCGUCAUGUUAAGUCCAAAACUGAAGCAACGUCUGCGCCGACUCUGGAAAAUAAAACUAAAGAUAGACAGCCACCGAAACCCAGACCGUCGGCGUACUCCUCCGAGUCCGAGGAAUCUCCCAGCAAAGCGAAAUCGCCGCAAAAGAGGAAACCACCAGCCAAACCAAAAGCUACUGCUACUGUGGCACCUGUUGUUAAAACGCAGAGAUCUCCCACGAAACCUGCAUCUGCGUCGGGACAGCAUAAAGCGGCACCUGUGUCAAAACCCACCAAUGCCAAGCCCAGCAAAUUUUCUGGUUCUUCGAGUGCUAACAGCAAAUCACCUGAGAAAGCUGGGAAAUCAACGGAACCAGUCCAAAAGAAACUGAAAAAGAAAAGUAUAUUUAGUCCAGAAAAUAGUAGCGAAAGUGAUAGUGGCGUUUCAGCAAAAGUUAGCGCAGUGAAGCCUACAAGUGGUUCUUCAAAAAGUUCCAAAAAUCCACCAGCCAAAGCAAAACUAAGUGAUACUAAGCAAAAAUCUGCGGCAGCUAGCAGACCCGUCGCGAAGCCUGUACAACCACAAAAAUCAGAAAGUUCUGCAAGUUCAAAGAGUUCUGGCGGUUCAGCAUCCUCAGGUAGUUCAGACAGCAGCUCCGAUUCGGAUUCAUCAGAAAGCGUCACUAGCUCACAACCUCAACCAAAAAAGAAGGAAACGCAAUCCAGUUCGCUAAGUAAUACUGUAAUACCACCUAAAAGGCCCUCGGCAGCAGUCGCUCCGGUAAAAUCACAAAAAGCUGUUACAAGACGGCAAGGUGCUGUAAAAAGUGACAACGACGGAGAUGCGUCUGCAAGUGAGAAAGAGAUAGACGAUCGUGAAGCAUCAUCAUCAAAAACAGUGGUGAAAGGCAAGCGAAAACUGCAAACGCGCAAAGGAAAUAAAUUUCUUCAGUUACAAACGAAAGCAGAAAGCGAUUCUGAAUCUGAUACAGCUGAGAGCAAGAGGAGCACGAGCAAAUCGCCUGUCAAGCGCGCUGGUCCGUCCGCUGCCGCUAGACAAUCUUCUGGAACUGGUAGAUCGGCACAGAAUAGUAGUACUCCCAAUACAGGUAGUAGAACAAAUCAAGCUUCUUACACUAGAGCACGCGCGGCGAAGGAGCGUGAAUGUCCGCUGGCUGCGUCCUGCGAUUCACGAGGUCAUCUCUCUGGAAAACUCGAUUCGCACUUUACUCUGGAAGCGUGUCCGUUUUAUCACAAUACCACUCCUCAAGCUUGCGUAGAAUUUUAUAAAGAGAGAAAAAAACGAGAGGACGAACGCAAGAAGGCGAUAAUAAAUCUAGCCAAGAAACCUAAGGGUGUUCAUCAAACUACAGAACAACGCAAUUACCAACUUAAAGUACGAGAGAUGAGAAAUAAAUGGAAGGGUAACACCGGUGACGGUAAUGAAAGCGACAGCGGCAGUGAAUUGCAGGGGAACGAAAAGGACAAGCAGCCUCGGCUAAGUAAUCUCACACCUGAUUAUGACUUGAAGCUAUUUAUGGAAGCCCAGGCGAAUGCCAGUGAAAAAAUCGAAAAGGAAUUACAAGAAUUAGACUACGAUGGAGAAGGCAGAAACGGUGGUGGCACUAAAGUUGUGGAAAUGGGAAAAUGGGAAAUGGAAGUUUGGUAUCAAAGUCCGUAUCCCGAGGAAUAUAGCCGUGCUCCGAAGCUUUACCUCUGCGAAUAUUGUUUGAGAUAUGCGAAAAGCCGUCAAGUUUUAAGGAGACAUCGAGAAAAGUGUUUGUGGAAGCAUCCACCGGGACACGAAGUAUACAGAAAGGAUAAAAUAGGCGUAUGGGAAGUGGACGGUAAGCGGUACAAGCAGUAUUGUCAAAAUCUCUGCUUACUGGCUAAAUUCUUCCUGGAUCAUAAAACGUUAUAUUACGAUGUGGAGCCGUUUCUCUUCUACGUCAUGACAAUCGGCGAUUCCGAGGGCUGUCAUACCGUCGGAUACUUCAGCAAAGAGAAGAACUCCUUCCUAAAUUACAACGUGUCCUGCAUCCUAACGCUGCCGCCUUACCAGAGGCAAGGUUACGGCCGGCUGCUCAUCGACUUCAGUUACUUGCUGACGAGGGUCGAGAAGAAAAUCGGUUCACCGGAGAAGCCGCUGUCGGACCUCGGUCUGAUUUCGUAUCGCAGCUACUGGAAGGACGUUUUGCUGCAGUAUCUCUGCAAUUUCGGCGGCAAGGAGAUCUCCGUAAAAGAUAUCAGCAAGGAAAUGGCCAUCGACUCGUACGACAUUGUCAGCACUUUACAGGCCCUCGGUAUGAUGAAGUACUGGAAGGGCAAGCAUAUCAUUCUCAAGAAACAGGACGUGAUCGACGACUACAAGGAGAGGGUGAAGAGACGGGGCCCCGUCUACAAAGAGAUCGAUCCGGAGUGUCUGAAAUGGAACCCCUUCCAGCCACCCAAGACGCCCUCCGCCUCGAACUAAGGUCUGCCAGGAGCUUGGAAGUACGCCACCUUCUCCUCCCUUCGUCUGCCGACCCCCCCUCCUCGUCGUCGUGGCGCGACUCCAUAGACUACGGUCGAUUCUCGCGUUCCUCCUCGCCGUCGUCAUCAUCAUCGUCCUUAUCUACGUUUCUGACCUUCCCGCUGGCUCACGCAGCGCGGGGAAGCCAUAAGCCGCCACCGACAGA